Messenger RNA from Cercopithifilaria johnstoni, 351 nucleotides. NCBI's taxonomy places the organism in Eukaryota, Metazoa, Nematoda, Chromadorea, Rhabditida, Onchocercidae. The record is from the annotation of a GenBank genome assembly.
AUGGCGUUUCUGCGAUCAACAAAACCCAGAAAGAAACGAACUGCCAACACAUUGGCUUGCCUUCUUCAGGCUGUGGAGGGUAGCUCGGUAGUCAUUGAACUGAAGGAUUAUUCUGUUGUACAAGGUAUUCUGGCUCAUUGUGAUGAUGCUAUGAAUGUAGAAAUGAAGGCCGUUACUAUUCAUGAAUCCAAGCACCAUAUUAUGCCUCUUCAUUGCGAUAGUUUCCAUAUACAAGGCAAAUUUAUACGUUUUGUACACUUCGAUCAUUAUUUCAACGCUUCCAAAGUAAUACACAAGUGGUUGAAUGUUUCGCGAAAUUUCGGGGGACCAUUAAGGAAGAAGACAUGCUAG